GUCACCUAAACCGCAAUUUUAUGCCGUUGUUUGGUAUGGUUAUAAUCAGAGUUUUCUUAAAGCUUAGCUUAUAUAGCAAAUAGAAAUAAUCAUUGUGACCCACCGCGUAUGUAAAGUAACUCGCCACGUUAAAUGGCUACAUAGUAAUAUUAUAUAUCGCAAGAUGUCGGAGCCGAACUCUACGGUCGAUUCUCCACCAACAAACGAUAAACAAGACACAAAUCAGAAGGAUAAACCGAAACUAAAGAUUCUGACUUUCCACGGUUAUCGUCAGAACGGUGAGGUGUUCAGGGGGAAAUUAGGUUCUUUUAGAAAGACGCUAUCAAAGUACGCGCAGUUGGUUUUUUUCUCUGCUCCCCAUAAAGUUGUAAACGAAGAGGAUGGGGAUGAAGAUCGCAGAUCAUGGUGGUUUAAUGCUGAAGAUAAUUCAUUCAGUGGCAAAUGUUUAGGUGGGCCGGCAAUCGGAUUUGAGGAUACAUUACAUUUGAUAGAGAGCAUAGUGUCAGAAUAUGGACCCUUUGAUGGUUUCAUGGGUUUUUCACAAGGAGCUUGUCUGGUGGGCUUACUAGCUGCAAUGCAACAGAAAGGAUAUCUACCUUAUUCAUUUGAUUUUGCAAUAUUUGUAUCUGGAUUCAGAUCAGGAAGUUUAGUGCAUAAAGGCUUUUAUGAUGAAGACAUUAAUUUACCAUCACUACAUGUAUAUGGAGAGAGUGAUUCUAUUAUACCCAAAGAAAUGAGUGAAUCUUUGAUUAAUUUAUUUAAUAAACCAAUUGUGGCAGAACAUUCCGGUGGUCACUAUGUUCCAUGUUCUGGUCCACUUAAGGACAUUUACCUUGAUUUUAUACACGAAAGACAUCGAGAUACGAAAGAUGAAGAGAAAAAUGGAGAUGAUAAAAUUGAUUUUUCAUAAUAGCAGAAAGUUAUUUUAGUGAAUCAUCUUCCAAAGUGUUGGAUACUUAAGUUAAAAUAUACAAUAUUAAAUAAUUGUAAAAUUA
Molecule: messenger RNA, 995 nt
Organism: Papilio polytes (common Mormon)
Lineage: Eukaryota; Metazoa; Arthropoda; Insecta; Lepidoptera; Papilionidae
Product: UPF0483 protein CG5412
Exons: 4
Coding region: 164-910 (248 amino acids)
Biological process (GO): response to retinoic acid
Cellular component (GO): cytoplasm; nucleus
Source: RefSeq, a predicted model, not a curated record